CUCAGGCGAUAGUAAACAAUAAUAAUUUUCAGCUGUACUACUAACGAUCAAACAGUCGACGUAGUUUGCUGUUUUUACGGCUUUUAUGUAGGUAAUAAAUCAUCGGGAAUAGAUAAGGAUGUCCGAAAUUAGACAAAGAUGCGUAGAGCGGAGUGAUAAAGAGGACGUGGGCUUGAAUAAGAUAGAAGAGAUCAAGAACGAAGUGUUUGCCGAAAAGAGAGAGGGCGAGGAAGAGAGGGGCGAUGGCGAGGGCGAGGCAGUGCGUUCGGAGCCCGAGAGGGAAAACGAGGAAGCGGAAGGAGAAGGAAGCGAGAAGCCCACCGCUAAAGAGAAGCAUUCGGACGACGAAGCAGAAUCGGAGGACAAGCUCCUGGUCACGGCGGAGGACAUAGCCGAUCCCGUGGCGCCACCUGCCGGGAAGGAAUCGAAGGAGAACGAAGUGUUGGAAACUGCGCUCUCGGGUCUGCCGACGAGGUGA
Molecule: messenger RNA, 478 nt
Organism: Priapulus caudatus
Lineage: Eukaryota; Metazoa; Priapulida; Priapulimorpha; Priapulimorphida; Priapulidae
Product: aspartic and glutamic acid-rich protein-like
Exons: 2
Coding region: 119-478 (119 amino acids)
Source: RefSeq, a predicted model, not a curated record